Protopterus annectens (West African lungfish) is the source of this 589-nucleotide messenger RNA. RefSeq names its product late endosomal/lysosomal adaptor, MAPK and MTOR activator 5 (gene LAMTOR5). Gene Ontology annotation, biological process: positive regulation of TORC1 signaling; cellular response to amino acid stimulus. The record is from RefSeq and is a predicted model, not a curated record. Lineage: Eukaryota; Metazoa; Chordata; Ceratodontiformes; Protopteridae. The transcript has 4 exons. Bases 38 to 400 code for a protein of 120 amino acids. Gene Ontology annotation, molecular function: guanyl-nucleotide exchange factor activity. Gene Ontology annotation, cellular component: cytoplasm; Ragulator complex; lysosome.
CUCACUUCUGCACAGUGUAGGAAGGAACUGUUUUACCAUGUCUCGUAUGUCAUCUGUAGGUGUUGCUGACAAAUCACGUGCUGGUGACAACUUUUCUGGGAGUAGGAAGCGUAGGAUUGGUACUAUGGAGUCUGAGCUAGAGAAGCAUCUGGAAGAGACGAUGAAGAAUCCAGCAAUAGUUGGAGUUCUAUGUACAGAUGCUCAGGGCCUAACAUUGGGAUGUCGUGGAAGCCUGUCAGAUGAACAUGCUGGUGUUAUAUCUGUGCUAGCUAGUCAAGCUGCUAGACUGACUUCUGAUCCCACUGAUGUUCCAGUAGUGUGCUUGGAGUCUGAUAGUGGGAAUUUUCUAAUUAAGAAUCAUGAAAGCAUCACUGUGGCAGUUCACAAGAUGGCAUCUUGACUUGUUGAAUGUCUGAAGAUGAACUGUGCCGUUAAGGUUGUCUGAGCAUCCUGCCUUGUCACUCAUUUCUAAACUAAGCACAGAUUUUUUUUUGUUCCUUUGUGUUAUGUUGGGCCCCUUAACUUGUUGCAUUGCAAAUGUUUUAUAAAGAAAAUUUAUUAAUAACAUAAAUAUUUAACAACUUUUUAA